CUGGAGCCUCACUUGCUCACCAAUGAGGAAGUUGAAAGCGACCAGGAGAACGGCCGGCACUGGGGCGGAGCUCGCGGCGAAGUCCUGGGCUGGGAUGAGUGGGGGCAGGCUGACUUUCCCUACGACAAAAAGCCUUUUGUCCCCGGGAAUAAAUACGGAAGUCCCAGAGGAGCAGCCUCCCCAGUCCGUGUGUAGUAAGGUGCGCAGCCUCGACUGCCUCUGGGCAUAAAGCUCCGCGGACUUUUUACAGUUGCCCCGGACGCCCCAUCACCGCGCAAACCGGAAGGAGGGCUCGGGAGGGACCAGAGCCCGGCCAAGUGUGCUCGCUCCGCGACUGAGUCUCACCGGCGGGUCCUGCUGUUCUCUGUGCUGGAAGUUAAGAACCGGUGGAGUGGUGAAACUGAGAGGGCAGGGGGAGAUCGCAGAAGUGAGAAUCUGCCGCCCAGGGCACGGCUGGGACAUGGAGGACGUGGGUAACGCUCCGAAUGGCAGUGAUGGCUCGGAACCAGGACAACCCGAAGCCGGACUUGACGUGGCCCAGUCGAUCCUGACCAAGUUCUCUAUGAAAUCCCUGUUUGGGUUUACGAGUAAAUUGGAAUCUGUGCAGCCUGAAGAGGAAGAUGCGGUGCUGAAAGCCUUUCGCAGUUUGGUGGUGGAUCCCACGCCUCAGCUGGAGGAGCCCAGCAGUGGCUUGCAUCCGCCGGAGGCGGAGGCUCAGGUUCCACCUGACCUCGGAAAUGAUGGGAAGACUCCGAGGGUGGAGACAGAGACGGGGUUGGAGGGAAGCCGGGGAGAAGCAGAGGCAGGGAUUUCUCUGCCUGGUCAAGAGCUGCUUCCACUGGCUGCUUUGAGUGUGUGCAGAGACAAUGUCAUUUUGGUUCGCGGGACCCUGGUGAACACCACCAGUGAUUCUGACUCUGAUGAUGGAGGCCAGGAGCCAGAAGAGGGAAGCAACAUCAAUGGCCCAAAGUCCCCUAGUGGUGUUUUAUCUGAGCCAUCUGAGCAGUCCCAAGAAAAGCCAGGAGAUGGGAGGGAAAAUACUGCCACUGGAGAAAGGGGUGAUGCAGAGCCCAGUGGAGAAGGUCCUCAAAGGACUCUGCAGGAGAUAAACAGCAAAUUGGAACCCGAGGAUGGUGGCCUUCAGACAGAGCAUAGCCCCGGCCAGCGACAAGCUGGAGAAGAAGGUUCCAAAGUUCUACCUGUGGUAACAGACCAGAACUCAAGUGUUGGUGUCACUGAGAACACCUCUCCUAAAAAAGAAGUCCCUGGAGAGAAGUCCUUCCAGCUCCCAGCUUUUUUUAGUGGGCUUCGUGUGCUGAAGAAGGGAGCCCCAGCCGAGGUCGGGGAGACCAUCACUGAAAUUAAACCAAAGGACGGGGACCUGGCUUUGCUUAAGUUGACCCAGCCUGUCCAGAGGUCCCUAGCACAGGCAGGGCCUCAGGCAGUGAAGAUGGGAGAGAAAACAAAUGAUCCGAAGGCCGCUCCCACUCUCCUGGAGCAGCUCUCUCAGCUGCUCAACAUUGACGUCCCCAAAGCCGAAUCAAAGGCAGAAGACCCUGAACAGCCCAGGGGGGAGGAGAGGAGUGGCAGCACUCCCCAGGAGAGCCAGAGCGGCCCCGGAGAAGCCCAGACCCAGGGAGGAGAGGUCAAGCCAAAGCCGCCAGAGACUACCUUGGAGGCCUUUAGAGCCCUAUUCAUCCGUCCCCCCAAAAAGGGGACCACAGCUGACACCUCUGAGCUGGAAGCUCUCAAGCGCAAAAUGAGGCAUGAGAAGGAGUCCCUAAGAGCUGUGUUUGAGCGGUCGAGGUCAAGGCCAGGAGAUGGCCCCUCGGAUUCCAAAAGCCCUGACCACAGCCCCACUGAGCAGGACGAUAGGACUCCUGGCAGACUCCAAGCUGUCUGGCCGCCCCCAAAGACAAAAGACACAGAAGAAAAAGUGGGAUUGAAGUACACUGAAGCAGAAUACCAAGCUGCUAUUCUACACCUGAAGAGGGAGCACAAAGAAGAAAUUGAAAACCUGCAGGCUCAGUUCGAACUUCAAGCCUUUCAUAUCCGGGGUGAGCAUGCGGUGAUAACAGCGAGACUAGAAGAAACCAUUGAAAAUCUCAAAUACGAGAUAGAACACCGAUGGCGAGGAGGAUGUGAAGAGAUGAGGGAUGUGUGUGUCUCCACCGACGAUGACUGCCCUCCAAAGGCUUUCAGAAAUGUGUGCAUCCAGACAGACAGAGAGACUUUCCUCAAACCCUGCGAAGGUGAAGACAGGACAACCAGAAGUAACCAAAUAAUACCCAGAAAGCUGAAUAUCUCCUCUUUAAGCCAACUCUCUCCCCCAAAUGACAGCAGAGACACCAGUGUACCGCUUCAAUCUGCGGAAAGCAUCCCAUCGAGUCAGCAGAAGGCAACGCCUCCCGCUCCCCCUCCCCCUCCCGCACCACCCCUACUGGCAGCCAUCCCUCCCCCUCCUCCCCUCCCACCCGCACUUGGACCUUUGCCACUGGCACCUCCGCCACCACCUGUGAAUACUGGACCUCCCCCACCUCCGCCACCUCCUCUGCCUCCAAGUGCUGGACCUCCCCCCCCCCCCCCCCCCCCCCCACUUCCUCACUCCACCGCUCCGCCACCCCCAGGACCUGUGCCUCCACCUCCCCCUGGACUCUUCUUCGGAGUCAACCCUUCUGCUAGCCAGUGUCCUCGGAAGCCAGCCGUCGAACCCAGUUGUCCCAUGAAGCCUUUGUACUGGACUAGGAUACAAAUAAGUGAUAAGAGCCAAAAUUCUACACCAACCUUGUGGGAUUCCUUAGAAGAACCUGAUAUUCGGGAUACUAGCGAAUUUGAGUAUUUAUUCUCCAAAGACACACCUCAGCAGAAGAAGAAACCUCUGUCAGAGUCCUAUGAGAAAAAAAACAAGAUCAAAAAGAUCAUCAAGUUAUUGGAUGGAAAACGAUCUCAGACUGUGGGAAUCUUGAUAUCUAGUUUGCAUUUAGAAAUGAAGGAUAUCCAGCAGGCCAUUUUUAACGUGGAUGAUUCCGUGGUGGAUCUGGAAACCCUGGCGGCCUUAUAUGAAAACAGAGCCCAAGAGGAUGAACUCGUUAAAAUAAGAAAGUAUUAUGAGACAUCCAAAGAGGAAGAAUUGAAGCUACUGGAUAAACCUGAGCAAUUUUUACACGAGUUAGCCCAGAUCCCUAAUUUUGCUGAACGUGCCCAGUGUAUAAUCUUCAGAUCUGUCUUUUCUGAGGGCAUUACUGCCGUGCACCGAAAGGUAGAGAUCAUCACACGAGCUUCUAAGGGCUUGCUGCAAAUGAAGAGUGUGAAGGAUAUUUUGGCUCUCAUUCUGGCUUUUGGAAACUAUAUGAAUGGAGGAAAUAGGACUCGGGGACAAGCAGAUGGAUAUAGCUUAGAAAUUCUGCCCAAACUCAAGGACGUCAAAAGUCGGGAUAAUGGGAUUAAUCUGGUGGACUAUGUUGUGAAAUAUUACCUGCGUUACUAUGAUCAGGAAGCAGGAACAGAAAAGAGUGUUUUCCCCCUGCCCGAACCACAAGAUUUCUUUCUGGCCUCCCAAGUCAAAUUUGAAGACCUUAUAAAAGAUUUGAGAAAACUGAAGAGGCAACUAGAAGCAAGUGAGAAACAGAUGGCAGUGGUGUGUAAGGAGUCACCAAAGGAGUAUCUGCAGCCGUUCAAGGACAGACUCAAAGAGUUCUUCCAGAAAGCCAAAAAAGAGCAUACAGUGGAAGAAAGUCACUUAGAGAAUGCACAGAAAAGUUUUGAAACAACAGUAGGAUAUUUUGGGAUGAAGCCAAAGUCUGGUGAGAAGGAGAUCACACCCAACUACGUGUUUAUGGUGUGGUAUGAGUUCUGCAGUGACUUCAAGACGAUCUGGAAACGGGAGAGUAAAAACAUAUCUAAAGAAAGAUUGAAAAUGGCUCAGGAAUCAGUCAGCAAGUUGACAGCAGAGAAGAAAGUGGAGACAAAGAAAAUUAACCCCACGGCUAGUCUGAAAGAAAGACUGCGUCAAAAGGAAGCCAGUGUGAGCACCAACUAACACAGAGACACAGGAGAACAGUGACGGUGAGACGUAGUACUCUGCAUGAUCCUUUGUAACACCAGUGUUGCAAGAAGUUCUCGAAAGCUAUGUCACUAAAUGUUUAUUUUGCUCAUCUCUUUCUGAGCACCCCGUGCCUUCUUAAAGAAGUCCCUUGUUAAGCCAUAGGAACAAUGAAAAACUGCUGAAGAAGUAUUUGCUAACUGUUUCUUCUAGAGGUCCAAAGUUCGCUCUGUUAUGAGACCAGAAGAAUUACCAAGAUUUUCCAAUUUUUUUUUAAAAGCAGAGAUUUCAAGCUUUCUAACCCAAACCUGAUGUAUAUAAACUUGUGACAGAAGAAGAAAAGGAUGUUUUGUGACAGUUGCCUUGAGCAGGUUCAAGCCUUGGUCUUUACAUCCUGCUGGUUUGAUUAUUGAUCUUAAUUUUGAUCCUAUUGCAGCAAGAUCCUGGGCACCCUUCUCGCCAAAAAUGUUGAAACUUACCAAAACUACUUUAAGAGGUCCAAGACUAUUUAUUUCCCACACUCGAAAAACGGUUAUUUUUUCAUUGUUUUUUUUAAUGUAACAGAACAGAAAAUGGAAUUAUACAUGGAUGGAGGAGGGGGUUAAAUAGCCGUAAACUUCAUCCUGGAGAACAAAUUAGGAUACAGGGAGUUGGCAUCAGCCAUUUAGUGAGACCCAUUCUUUUGUUUUCAUAUCAGUUCAUUGGGGUUUCCUGGACCACUAGGGAUUCUCCACCCCUUCUGUCCCAGAAGAAACUGUGAUACCUGAGUGGGGACAGAUUUGAGGUCAAAGCACCUGCUUGGACAAGUGACCCAGUAUCACUCAGAGCACAUCUCACACCUCAAAUCAUCUAUGCGUGGAUAACACCUUGGUAACCUACAGCUGAGCUGUACACCGUGUUCUGGGACCGGAUGUGGCUGGACCUCUCCCACCAACCCCAGGAGGCAGUUUCUAGACAGGAGAGCAGAUGCUACUUGCAGCCCUUUUAUCAUGACCUUGACCGACAGGCAUGUGACGUAUGGUGAAGCAGGGGUUUUUUAACGUCAAAAAACAAACAAACAAACAAAAAAAAAACAAACUAAGGGCAGAAAAAGAGUUCUUUACAUCAAAAUGGGAAGAAGGUGAUUACAUUGAUAUUGAACUUUGAGUGGAAUAUCCUACGCAGGCAGCUUUUUCUGACCCUGGAAGCCCAUGCGACCACUGCCUCCUGAGUCACAGGGAAAACAAAUUGGACCUCUCUCCUAACAUUUCUUCCUUAAGCCACCACUCUUCUAGUCUAUCUUGUGAGGACAGAAGAGAGGAGCCUUGGGGUGAACUGAGAUGAAGAUCAAAGCCUAUCAGGUUUCAGCCUUGAAAGGAGAGAGGCCCAAGUUUUCUCCUCCAAUUGGUGGAGGACCGUCUAAUGAGCAGAAACUUUAAAACCCUUCCCCAUCCGCCUGCCACGUGUGGCCUGCCCCUUGCCCCCCCAUCUUCCCAGGGGCCUGAGUGUCUACCCAGGACAUGCCUGCUAGUCAUCAGCCCCCUCAGGGACCCCAUAAUAGAUUCGGCCAAUUAAAGCAGCACCAUAGUCUAAUAGAAUGCCCGUUCGGGGAAUCAAGGUUGCACAAUCAGGAUCAAAUCAAGUCAUGAAGCCAUAUUCAUGCAGGUGCUAAUCACCUUUUCUAACAGUUCAGAGGAAAGGAAUAUAAUAAUAUGGUUUGGGUUUUUUCCCCAAAAAAUAGAAGGAUGAGACAAGCAAACUAGCAGAGCAGGUAAGAACUUACAUGAUUAAAAGAAGUUGCUUGUGAGCGAGCUUAUCAUACUGCUUUCCUAGAUUGUUUCUCUUCAUUUUCACUUAAUGGUGAAGACGACCUAAGGAAUUCCUCGAUUUCAAACAAAUUCUACUUACAGCUACCCUGUGCUCUGUGACAGGCCUUCUAGUAUUAUCAUACAAAAGAAAAAGCACCUGUUUUGCCCGUGCCUUGGGAAUCAACUUUGAGUUUAGUGAGAAGAACAGAAGUCUAGAUCCUUAAUAAUGGCUCCUUAAAGACUUGAUGGGAGAGAACGGCAGGAGGCUCUCCGUGGGGUCCCUGUAGCCCACUUCAGGUCUCUACGUAGGAUGCUCACAAGAAAAUCACUGGAGGGAAGCAGGACUGUGGCUUUAUAACCCUAUAAAAACAUUGCUCUCAGGGAACCAGUGCUGAAGAAUAAUGAAUGGAAACACUGAAUUUGAGAGUUAGACAAAUGCAGCCCAGGUUGGAUUUCAUCCUAGUGGACAGACUAGAAAUUUGGCAGUCAAAUACCUAUUUCUAAAGAGCAGCGUUUGCCCACCUCUGUUGGGGAAACCUAGUGAGUCCAAUGUAGUGAUACUGUAUCACUACACUAGGCAGGAUCCCCAUUAUUCUCUCCCAGUUUGCAUCCUGCAUUAGGUAUCUGGACACCCUUCCCACGUCCACACGUGGACUGCAUUGUGACAGCACCCUCAUUUCUAACUUGACUUCAUGCUCGGUAAAGGUUCACAAGAGUGUGUUCAAGGUGGGCCAUCUAAAACAACCUGGAGGCCCUGAGAACAGUCCAUCCAAAAUGCAGUUGAGAUUGUAUUAACUCCAACAGGUGUCGCCAAACUUUUCAUGGAGAAGUAGUAGUUGGGGUACCACUUAGCAGAGUGGGCACUUCUGGCUGCUCUAAGCAUAGCCCUGACUGCACUAGAGGGACAGUGGCCAGUAUUUCUACUCUGCGUUUAACCAGACACUCACACCUGACCUACUAGUCAGACUCGGAGAAACCUUAACUUACAACAACAUCCUCUCUUCCUAGCCAAGCUGCAUUAAAUCCAAGGACACAGCAGAUAGCAGUUCAGAUUCCUGCAUGAGUAACUGGCAUGAUCAUCGAGCACACAAGUAUAUCAUAUAUGACACGAAAGCAUGAUAUAAACACGUUAGUUAAAAACAUAGGCCUGUGAGGUAUCAAUAGUCAAGUGAGGAGAAGGUGUGCUAUACGGUGUUUUAACCCAAGAAGAGGCAACUUAUGGGAGGGGGUGUGGUGAAGGGAAGAGGUGGCCAAGAAGAAAUGGAUGAUGUGUUGAUGGUCGAGGCCCAGGGGUCACAGGUGACGGACCUGCUGCCCAACAGUUACCUUUUGAAUCUUUGGUUGUUGUCUGUGAUACCUCUUUAAACAUUCAUUGCAACUACCUAGGAACUAUGAAGAGAGAAGGUCUGAAAUCUGGGAAGUAGAAUAAGGAAAUCCAGUGGUGCUCUUCCAUCUUUAAAUGUUCUAGCCGAAACAAAUUGGCAACAUCGUUGAGGAACUGAAUGCCAGAUUGGGUGCUGGUCUCUGACCCCCUCUUCUUUCCGGUAAGAACAGUAGAAGCUGCACGCCUGCUCAGCCUCCCUUAGGCACCUCCUUUUCUCAUAAGUACUAAAAGGAAAGGCAUUUCCCUAAAUGAUAAACUCCUAUGCUGCUGGUGGAGAACCCAGAAGAACUAAAGGAAGGAAUAAAACUCUUUGGUGGUAUUGGAAACCUCCAGCAACAUGAAGAAGUCAUUGGUAUAGUCCUUCCAACACCAUGAUUGGACAUAGCAAAAGAGACGUAAGUGUAUUUUUAGUAAAGAUUUGCUUGUUGGA
Messenger RNA from Aethalodelphis obliquidens (Pacific white-sided dolphin), 7643 nucleotides. RefSeq names its product formin 1 (gene FMN1). Lineage: Eukaryota; Metazoa; Chordata; Mammalia; Artiodactyla; Delphinidae. Gene Ontology annotation, cellular component: cytoplasm; actin filament; cytoskeleton. Gene Ontology annotation, biological process: actin nucleation; cortical actin cytoskeleton organization. Gene Ontology annotation, molecular function: microtubule binding; actin filament binding. The record is from RefSeq and is a predicted model, not a curated record.